Messenger RNA from Clarias gariepinus (North African catfish), 2723 nucleotides. RefSeq names its product cytosolic phospholipase A2 zeta-like. The record is from RefSeq and is a predicted model, not a curated record. Lineage: Eukaryota; Metazoa; Chordata; Actinopteri; Siluriformes; Clariidae. The transcript has 20 exons. Bases 75 to 2426 code for a protein of 783 amino acids. Gene Ontology annotation, molecular function: calcium ion binding; calcium-dependent phospholipid binding. Gene Ontology annotation, cellular component: cytosol. Gene Ontology annotation, biological process: glycerophospholipid catabolic process.
GUUUUCCCCGGUAGAUUAUUUACAGUAGGCUACCUUUUUCUCAUAACCCAAGGGAUAUUCCGCAACUGUUACAAAUGAAGAAGGAACUGGCACCAUACUGGAACCUUUCUGUCACAGUGCUACGAGGAAAGUUCAAGCAUACUUAUGACUACCUUUCAGACCCGGACCUCUAUGUGACCCUGUGCCUGCCCACUGCCUCAGCUUGUACUCAGAAAACCAAGACGAUUAAUAACUGCAAGACACCUGAGUGGAACGAGACCUUCCACUUCCAUGUCUCCAGCCUAGUCAAGAAUGUUUUGGAGAUAAAAUUGUAUGAUAGUGACCUAGUGCUGGACGACAAAUGUUCCAUCAUUCUGUUUGACAUCAGCACCCUUAAACUGAAUCAGAAUGAGACAAAGGAGUUCAUCACAGAUGACAAGUUGCUGGACAAGCUCUGGGUGGAAUUUGACAUGACAGAGAGUCCUGAAGCUCAUGCUCAGUACCUCUCUAAUGGAGUCCUAUUGGCUGCACCUUUGUCUACUGUCGAGGUAAAGUUGGACAACCUCCCUGCCAAUGUUAAACAGAACAUGCUGUUAAAGUUGCAUGGAGCACAUAAUGAAGUUCAAACAAUCUCAACAUCAGAGGGAAGCGGCCUCAUACAGGCUAUUCGAUACUGCAUCAAUAAAAACCUGGCAACCCAGAUUGAACUCUUAAUGGGAAAAAAUAAUGAAAUCCCACCAGCAGUUCCUGUAACCAAGUUUGGACCCACAAGUGAAUUUACACUUGUUCUUCCUGUGGCAGAGGAAAUGGUAAAUUUACAUUUGAACACAGUGGACAGCCCUGAGGAGGACAUGAAGGUGCGUCUGGAUUUUGACAUACCAGCAGAAGAAAAGGCAUUUCUGGUGAAAAGGAUGGAGGUGGUGUCUCGUGCACUGCAGACAUUUUUAAACCUUAAAACUCCUCCAAAUCCCUCCAAGGUGCCGAUUGUGGCAGUGGUGUGUUCAGGAGGCGGCUCCAGGUCCAUGACAGGCACAUACGGCUCUUUAAAAGGACUGCAGAGCCUCGGCCUGCUCGAUGUCAUCACCUACAUCACCUCUGUGUCUGGCUCCACCUGGACCAAUGCAAGCCUCUACUCAGACCCAUUUUGGUCAAAGGGAGGCCUGGACAAAGCAAUAGAAUCUGCACAGAAGGAGCUGUCUAAGAGCACAGCAAGUCUGUUCUUACCUGCACAGCUGUACCUUUAUCACUCCGAGCUGCAGAAAAGGGAGAAAGAAGGCUACUCAGUCUCACUCAUCGAUACCUGGGGACUCAUUAUAGAACAGCUUGUCUUUGGGAAGAAACAAACAGGUACACUGUCUGACCAAAAGAUGUCAGUCUUUGAGGGCCAGAAUCCGCUUCCAAUCUACACAGGAGUGAACAUGAAGAAGGGAGCCAAUGGAGGCUUAGUGCCUGAGUGGUGCGAGUUUACCCCAUUCGAGGUGGGGUUCUCCAAAUAUGGAGCUUUUGUUCCCGCAGAAAAUUUUGGAAGUGAGUUCUACCUGGGUCAUGUGGUUAAGAAGCUGCCAGAAACGCGCAUCUCCUUUCUUCUGGGUAUGUGGAGCAGUGUUUUUUCUGCUAACCUGAUGCAGCUCUGGACAGCUUUUUCUGGUGUAAUACCUUCCUGGGCUUCCUGGCUGGUAGACAAAGUUGACAUACUUGAGACAGAUAAUAAAUCUCCGACAUUGGAUACUGUGCGGAUCAGUCCAGAGGCUUCAGUGCUGAACAGCUUUCUGAAUUAUUGCCCCAUUGUCAGUAGUGUGUAUAACUUCCUGAAAGGAUUCUCCAUCCACAACUUGUACAGAAAAUGUCCAGGAUUCAACACCACUAAUGAGUCACACCCAGAUGCAUUUCCAAACAAGCUCACCCCUGCGGACUCCACUCUAGGCUUGGUGGAUUCAGCAUUUGCCAUUAACAUGGGUUUCCCUCCUGUGCUACGGCCCCACAGACAUGCUGAUGUCAUUCUGUGCCUCGAAAAUAGCUGGGAUGUGGAUUCUUUAACGACCCUGAAGAAGACUCAGCAAUACUGCAGUGACCACAAGUUACCAUUCCCAAACAUAGAUAUCACAAAGUACAAAUCUGAGCCAGCCAGGGAAGUGUAUGUGUUUGAAGAUGAGAAGAAUCCUGAUGCUCCUAUCGUGAUCUGUUUUCCACUGGUCAACGUCUCCUUCAAAGAGUAUAAAGCACCAGGAAUAAAGAGAGGAGACGAUGAGCUAAAUGAAGGAAAUAUUGAUGUGAGCUCCAGCAACUCUCCAUACAAUACCAUCAACCUUACAUUUAAGUCGGAAGACUUCCGAAGACUGGUGGACCUCACCUCCUACAACAUUGUGAACAACAUAAAAGUCAUCAGAAAGAUACUGAAAAAAGCUCUAAACAAAAAAAUGACUUCAAAAAAUUGCAUACUAGCAUAACCAGUGGGAUAAGGAAUUUUACUUUACAGUGGUUGUGUUGUGUAUUUUGGUCAAAUCAGUUGAGAAGAAAAGAUGUGUUUUAAAACAGCAUUAAAACGAUCUUAAUAUUUUUUUCUACAGUUGAAGUAUUCAUAUACUCCAAUUAUAAUGAACUACUUUAUAAUUAACAUAAAUAGACACUUCCUUGUGGCACAGCAUAAUAGAAGGGCACAUAAUUUUCCUUUGAUUAUGUAAAGCUGCUUGGUGACAAUGACUAUUGCUUAAAGCACUCUACAAAUAAAUUUAAAUUGAAUUUUA